GGUAUGUGGAGAUCAUAGGUGGGGAUGUCAUCGCGAGAUCUGUGAGGUAGGCCAAUAUAAAUACAAGCAAGCCGCCAAUGAAGUAUUGUACUGUUCUCAAGAAGAGAGAGCCAGCGCAUAAGAAAAGAUGGCUGCUGGCAAAGCUCAGAUAGGGAAGCUGGCUCCAGAGUUUAUAGCCAAGGCUGUGAUGCCGGAUGGCCAAUUCAAGGAUCUGAAGUUGUCUGACUACAGAGGCAAAUAUGUGGUUUUCUUCUUCUAUCCACUGGAUUUCACCUUUGUGUGUCCCACGGAAAUCAUUGCUUUCAGUGAUGCAGCGGAAGAGUUUAGGAAGAUUGAUUGUGAGGUCAUUGGCGCUUCUGUUGACUCUCAUUUCUGCCAUCUUGCCUGGAUCAACACACCUCGGAAACAAGGUGGUCUUGGUCACAUGAAGAUUCCAUUGGUAGCAGACACCCUUCGUUCCAUUGCCACAGAUUAUGGUGUGCUGAAAGAGGAUGAGGGCAUUGCCUACAGAGGUCUCUUCAUCAUUGAUGACAAGGGAAUCCUGAGGCAGAUCACAAUUAAUGACCUCCCAGUGGGCCGCUCAAUUGACGAGACCUUGCGUCUGGUUCAGGCAUUUCAGUUCACCGACAAACACGGAGAAGUUUGCCCAGCAGGUUGGAAACCAGGAAAAGACACCAUCAAACCUGAUGUCCAGAAGAGCAAAGACUUCUUCUCCAAACAGAACUGAGAAGACCAGACUCUGCAUUUUAGUUUAGUUCACUGAAAAAUGAAGAAAAUAUUAACAUUCCUUUCCCAUACUGUAGGCCUGUCUAUUGUGACUGUUAGCCUUAUGCCGAUGUGAAUAAACUUGUCGUUGUUGUUGGUGUAAUGGGGGUGUUUUGCUCUCCCUUAGUGUAUUUGCAUUGUGUUUUGUUUAAAAACAAAUUACUCGACAUGAAAACUGAAAUGGGUACCUUUCAGUGAAUUUAUCGAUUGUUCACACAUGCACAGAUGCUCCCCUAUUGCAUGGUACCAGAAAGAGAUGGGGGAGGGGUGGCAACCAAGUCAAACUUAACUUUAUUGGCAUGCAUGCAAAUGUGUUCUAUUCAAAAAUGAGUAAUAAUGAGUCACAUUCUUUGGUGAUUCAUUGUGUUGCAACGUUAUGUGGUUACUAUCCAAAACAUUUCCAUCAGACAGCCUAAAUGCAAAUGUUGUAUACGAUAAUGAGUUUUCUAUUAAAGGGUAAUACUUAUUUUUAAA
This is a messenger RNA of Alosa sapidissima (American shad), 1239 nucleotides long. RefSeq names its product peroxiredoxin 1 (gene prdx1). Lineage: Eukaryota; Metazoa; Chordata; Actinopteri; Clupeiformes; Clupeidae. Gene Ontology annotation, cellular component: cytosol. The transcript is spliced from 6 exons. The record is from RefSeq and is a predicted model, not a curated record. Gene Ontology annotation, molecular function: thioredoxin peroxidase activity. Bases 128 to 727 code for a protein of 199 amino acids. Gene Ontology annotation, biological process: leukocyte activation; cellular response to stress; removal of superoxide radicals.